Messenger RNA from Closterium sp. NIES-67, 905 nucleotides. The record is from the annotation of a GenBank genome assembly. Lineage: Eukaryota; Viridiplantae; Streptophyta; Zygnematophyceae; Desmidiales; Closteriaceae.
AACGUGGCUGGCUCAAACUGCAUCAGGGACAGUACAUCAACACCUUGGCUGAGAAGUACUCUCUGCAGGAAGAACGGGAAGUGGUCACACCUUUGCCUUCCGAGUUCAAACUCAUAAAGGCAGCUGAAGGAGAAGGAGUUGAGAGUGAAGACCAGAGGCAAUUCCAAUCCAUGGUCGGGAACCUACUCUACGCUGCUGUGCAUACUCGGCCUGACAGCAGCUUUGCUGUGGGACAGCUGGCUCGAGUAGUGCAAAAUCCAACAGAAGAGCAGUGUGGUGCAGCGAAGAGAGUGGUGCGCUACCUCAAGUCAUACCCUACAGUGGGAGUACAGUAUUCAGCCUCUGCUCAACUCAGUCAAAAAAGAAUUGAAGUCCUCAAAGAGAAGGGGGAGCAGCUCGGAGAAGGAAAGGUGUUCCUUUCCUGUUUUGCUGAUGCCACGUGGGCUUCUGAGCAUGAGGAUUCAUCAUCAGUUGGUGGAUACAUCUGCAUGGUGGGAGGUGGGCCUGUAAGUUGGAGGUCCAAGAAGCAGUCUGAGACGGCACUAUCUUCAGUGGAAUCUGAGUACAUGGCGAUGUUUCAUGCGGCAAAAGAAAUCAUCUGGCUAAGGAGGCUCUUGAAGGAGAUCGGCCAUGAACAGACUUGUGCGACACCUCUGUUCAGUGAUAGCAAGGGAGCCAUUGCCAUGGCACGCAAUGCAGUUCUUCAUGGGUUGAACAAGCACAUGAGGAUCAUGUGGCAUUGGCUGCGGAAGGAGGUGAAGCUUGGGACACUGGAUCCGAUCUACGUGAAAACUCAGCAACAGCCAGCCGACUUCCUUACCAAGCGGCUAGCUGAAGAGCCACACUGGCGCUGUGCGAGGAUGGCGGGAAUGUCCUUGAACUAGAGACGGCGAAACAAGCCGACA